UAAAUGCUAUUAAUAUCUGUGUACAAAAUCUGCAAAAAAGGUUAAGAACUAACCAAUAAUGAAUACUGCGUCAAUGUCCCAGUCUAAUUCAUCAGUAACACAGGGAUCAUGCAAUAGAAUUAAAGCUGCUUCCGCACCCGUUCUCCCGCCUAAGAUAGUGUCGAGUACAAACUUAAAAGAACAGAUAUCCGCCCCAUCUUACUUUCACUCCUUGAAGGAGAAUGAAGCACCCCCGUUUGAGAUACCACAACGGCCAAAUAGACCUCAAAUACUUAUCGGAACCAUUGUUACUGAAAAAGAUAUUAUUGGAAUUAUAUCAAUCGCAUUGUAUGAUGGGUUGAACAAAGCGCUUGGUGAUUUCGUUGUGGCAAAGAAAAUAAUAGCAAACUACAAUUUAACCGAAAAAAAAUUUGCCGUAAGUUUGAUGGUGGAGACGAUCGAGUACGCGGCCCAGCGCGAUUUCAACGUGUUCAAGUUGUCGUGCCUCAUGACGCUCUACCUCUCUACCCACAUGUUCUUCAAGUGGUUCUACUGGCUGUCGCCGGCUGCGCUCUGGAACUACUUUAAAGAAAUUAUGAUCAGACACACUAUUGAGGACUCUCCCGACGGCCAAGAGGUGUUUGAACCAGAAGAAUGCUUUGAUAUUUUAACACAUUUCCACGCCGUAUACAUGAGCAACCUGCCUCUUGUGCACAUCCUGACUUUCGGGGUGUAUCGGCUGAAGCUCAGCUGGCCGUUCAAGCCCAAAUAGUUAAUAUUAUCAUAUAUAAUCACAUAGCAAUUUAUCUUCGAGUAUUUCCACCGAAAGGACGUACUAAGUAGGUAUCUUAUGUAUAUAAAUACCUGCGUCUCAAUAAUAAAAUAGACAAUGUUAAAAAUUA
This is a messenger RNA of Leptidea sinapis, 881 nucleotides long. RefSeq lists its product as uncharacterized. The coding region runs from base 59 to 751 and encodes 230 amino acids. The record is from RefSeq and is a predicted model, not a curated record. The transcript has 3 exons. NCBI's taxonomy places the organism in Eukaryota, Metazoa, Arthropoda, Insecta, Lepidoptera, Pieridae.